Molecule: messenger RNA, 435 nt
Organism: Caenorhabditis remanei
Lineage: Eukaryota; Metazoa; Nematoda; Chromadorea; Rhabditida; Rhabditidae
Exons: 4
Coding region: 1-435 (144 amino acids)
Source: RefSeq, a predicted model, not a curated record
AUGAUCCGGAACAUUACUAUUGCCAGUCUCGUAUUGUGUGCUUUUGUUAGUACACAACGGGCGCCGUCUACAGAAGUUAUUGAUAAAAUCCUUGGAAGUGCCGAAACAAAAACAAUUGAACAGAUCAACAAGGAGAUUGAUAGGCUAGUAGAGAAAUUGGAUGACAAAACACGACAGGAGCAUAAAGCAUGGAAACUGAAAGUGGAGAAGGACGAGAGGGAACGGAAGUCUAGAAUUUUUAAAGUCCUUCCAAAACUCUCCACCCGAACCCAACAAAAACUCAUCCGAAUCGUGAUGACUCAACAGAAUCAGACGUUGUCAGUUGGGGAAAAAGAACGAAUCCUGAGACACAUCUCCACUUCAAUGGAUAACAACACGAAAGUGGAAUUGGCCAGAUUUUUGACUGAUAAAGAUUUGUUUUCUCUGAUUUAUUAA